Messenger RNA from Musca vetustissima, 1533 nucleotides. RefSeq lists its product as uncharacterized. The record is from RefSeq and is a predicted model, not a curated record. Gene Ontology annotation, molecular function: protein binding; RNA binding; translation activator activity. The transcript is spliced from 6 exons. NCBI's taxonomy places the organism in Eukaryota, Metazoa, Arthropoda, Insecta, Diptera, Muscidae. Bases 1 to 1533 code for a protein of 510 amino acids. Gene Ontology annotation, biological process: regulation of translational initiation. Gene Ontology annotation, cellular component: cytosol.
AUGGCUGAAAAAGUUGAACAAUCACAGCAAAUGAAUAGUGCUCACAAUGAGGGACGGAAAAUUCGCAAAUCUCCCGAAUUCCAACCUCAACAACAGGUCAUUGUACCGGCCAGCAUAACCCGAGAAAGAAGUUUCGUUCGAACAUCCAGCCAGCAAAAUGCAAACAAAAGGCGUAGCCUGGCAUUUAAUAUUCAGAGUGGAAGUACCACUCAGGGUGGACAAUUGAGAGGCAAACCAACAAUGGACAUUUACAGGCCACCAAAACUCAAUUAUAAUCUGCAACAUUCUUCCAGUUCAUCAAUGGUCUUUCCGAAUUCCCCGACCGGUUUGCAACAACAAAUGCAAUACGUGGCAGCCAAUAAUGUCAUGGUCAAUAGGCGUCAAGCUGGUCUAUCUGUGGGAAGUAUGCCGCUAGGCACAAUGAAUCCCAAAGGACAUCCAAUGGCCACAGCAGGUCAUCGUCCAAUUCUGGUGACUCACUCUCACCCCAUGCAAAUGAGUCACAUGCCACAACAGGUGCCACUGAUCAAUUCCCCAUCCAGUGGUAAUAUACUACAUCAAGCAACGGCGAAUCGAGUAAAAUUUGCACCUGAACCCCAGAAAAUGCACCAUAGCAAGGGACAAAUGAAUAUGGUUCAGAUGAACAACAAUAUCAACCAAGGUUACAAGCAACAAGUGAAUCCCAUGACACCCUACAUUAUGGGUAACAAUCAAAUGUCGAACGGAUCCAUGGAUCCCUAUGUUACUAUGAACAUUUCACCAUUACAACGCUCGAAAUCAUUAUCAUCGGCUGAUGCUUUGACACGCGGCAUUGCUGGUCUCGGUUUGGGCUUGGGCAAUGAGGUUACCGAUAUUGGUCCAUUCCCACCAGAAAUUCAAGCACUCAUCGAUACAGCUCUGGAGGAUCCAAACAAGUUGAAUUCACGUAGCCUGAUGGAGUUGACAUCACACUUCAUUAAGAGGGCUGUGGAGGGUCGUCGCUUUGCAUUGCCCAUUGCUCGACUUUGCCUUAACAUUAUCGCUAAAGAACAGAAGGAGACAUUCUUGGAAGCAUUGCUCAACACUUGUCGUCAAUGGUAUCAGGAGAGGGAGAAGCUUCUAUUCACUAUCCAAGGAAUGAAGUCGCCAUCACGAGCUCGCUUCACUGCUUUCAUGGCAUUUCUAACGGAAAUGUUUUGCCAAUUAAAGCGCCGCCAACUACAGCUGAGCACACAAUGUGAAGGAGCACCACCACCAUUGGUGCUGCUGACUCUCUUGUCGAAAUGUUGUGAAGAUUGCGUUAAGCCACCUGUUAGAUCUUUAUCGGAGAUUGAAUGCCUGUUCUAUGUUUUGACUUGCAUUGGUCAAGAUUUGGAAAUGCAAUUGCCACAACAACUGGAAUUAUUGCUAUCGAUGAUACGGGAUGCGUUCUUGAAUGCUAGUGAUUCUGCUCCAGCUAUUCGACGAACCCUGUUGCAAUUGAUUGAGCUGCAGGCAUCACAUUGGCAAUUGCCCGGUAAUACGGUGCUUUAUUAUUACCCAUCGACAAAAUAG